CAUUAAAGAAUAUUCACAUUCUCCAAACUUAGGUAGAAGUAGAAGAAGCUUAAACAUGGCCGCCAUGUCCGCCGCUACCCUGAAAACACCCACCUAUCACCACCACCACCACCUGAAUUCCGUUACACAUAUCGCCACCUUCCCCCACACCGUUUCCCCUCUCUCCACCACCAAAUCCAUUUCCAUCACCUGCAACUCGGCAGCCAAUGCCGCCGCCGCGCCGGUCCAAACUCCGCCGCCGACCGCCGUCACCUCAGAUCGCGUCUUCAACUUCGCGGCGGGUCCCGCCACUCUUCCCGUGAACGUCCUCGAGAAGGCCCAGGCGGAGCUCGUGGACUGGCGCGGCUGCGGCAUGUCAGUCAUGGAGAUGAGCCACCGCGGGAAGGAGUUCCUUUCCAUCAUCCAGAAAGCCGAGGCGGAUCUGCGGGCUCUCCUCGGCGUCCCCGAGGAUUACGCCGUCCUCUUCCUCCAGGGCGGCGCCACCACCCAAUUCGCCGCCGUGCCGCUCAACAUCUGCGCCCCUGACGACGCCGUCGAUUACAUCGUCACCGGCUCGUGGGGAGACAAGGCCUACAAGGAAGCAGUGAAGUACUGCAAGCCCAACGUGAUCUGGAGCGGAAAAUCGGAGAAAUACACCAAGAUCCCCACCUUCGACUCGCUGGAACAAACCCCGCACGCCAAGUGUUUGCAUAUAUGCGCCAAUGAGACUAUUCACGGUGUUGAAUUCAAAAAUUACCCAACCCCCAAAAAUCCAAACGCCGUUUUAAUUGCCGACAUGUCAUCCAAUUUUUGCUCCAAGCCCGUGGACAUUUCCAAAUUCGGGAUCAUCUACGCCGGAGCCCAGAAAAACGUUGGCCCUUCAGGCGUCACCAUUGUAAUAAUCCGUAAAGAUUUGAUCGGAAAUGCACAGCCAGUUACUCCUGUAAUGCUGGACUACAAGAUCCACGCGGAUAACAAUUCGCUGUAUAACACUCCCCCUUGUUAUGGGAUUUACAUGUGCGGCCUAGUUUUUGAAGAUCUGUUGGCUCAGGGUGGAUUGGGGGAGGUGGAGAAGAAGAACAAGAAGAAAGCUGAGAUUUUGUACCAGACUAUAGAUUCUAGCAAUGGGUUCUACAGGUGCCCAGUUGAGAAGUCUGUAAGGUCAUUGAUGAAUGUGCCCUUUACACUGGCAAAAUCUGAGUUGGAAGCUGAGUUUAUAAAGGAGGCUGCUGCAGAGAAGAUGGUGCAGCUCAAAGGGCAUAGGUCAGUAGGAGGGAUGAGAGCUUCAAUCUACAAUGCUAUGCCCUUGGCUGGAGUGGAAAAGCUGGUUGCUUUCAUGCAGGAUUUCCAGGCAAGGCAUGGUUGAGGUCUUGUUUAAUACUGCCAUGAACUAUUUGGUUUAAGCUUUAAAGUUACUUUUUCUUUACAUUGCCUAUCAUAAAUCUGCUUUAUGCUUUACCUCUAUGAUUCUACUUGUCUAUAUGGGUAGAGUUUGACAGCUUUGGGAAGAUGGUUGAUGACUUGAUGCUAAGCAAUGCAAUUUGCUUAGCUUAUCUGUUCUUGUUUUCUAUGUAAGAGUUUUGAAAUGUGAGCAGCCUUAUAAAAGAAAAGGCAUUCCCCUUUUUUGUUCA
Messenger RNA from Ipomoea triloba (trilobed morning glory), 1610 nucleotides. RefSeq names its product phosphoserine aminotransferase 2, chloroplastic-like. The record is from RefSeq and is a predicted model, not a curated record. Gene Ontology annotation, biological process: L-serine biosynthetic process. Gene Ontology annotation, molecular function: O-phospho-L-serine:2-oxoglutarate transaminase activity; pyridoxal phosphate binding. Lineage: Eukaryota; Viridiplantae; Streptophyta; Magnoliopsida; Solanales; Convolvulaceae. The transcript has a single exon. Gene Ontology annotation, cellular component: chloroplast stroma; cytoplasm. The coding region runs from base 56 to 1345 and encodes 429 amino acids.